UAGUUGAUUUCGGUUCUUCUGCUUGUGUUGGUUGCAAGCUUGGGACUCCAGCCAGCACCAAUUCUGUUAACUCUGAAGAUGGCAAAGAAAGCUCAAAAGAGUUUGGAUUGCUUAAGCAAGGUUCUUCGUGUUUUGAAAUCGAUGAUCACCCUUUUUCUGUGGCUAAGAAAGAAUUAGCAUCGGUUGAGUCUCAGUGUGAUGGUCACAAAAAUGUGAUUAGGGUCUUAGAACGAGCUCUGGAUGAAGAGCAUGCCGGUCGUGCUGCUCUGUACUUGGAGCUCGAGAAGGAGAGAAUCGCUGCUUCUACGGCUGCAGAUGAGGCUAUGGAGAUGAUACUACGCCUGCAAGAGGAGAAGGCAGCCAUUGAAAUGGAAGCAAAGCAAUAUCUGAGGAUGAUAGAAGAAAAAGUCGCGUUCGAUGACGAAGAAAUGAAUAUCCUGAAAGAGAUUUUAUUAAGAAGAGAAAGGGAAAAACUUUUCUUGGAGAAGGAAGUUGAAGCUUACAAGCAAAUGUUUUUCGACAAAGAACAACUGUAUGCUGAUAUAUAUGAUGCUGCAGCUGCACAGGAGCAAAUGACUUCAAAUGCGGAGCCGUUGCUAAUGUUGGAACAGAUCCCUCAAUCUGUUGGAGAGAAGUGUGAGUUCGCGUCAAUCGUGUCACCAAACAGAUCCCUCGAUUUCGGGAAAGAGUUACCGAUUCCACGACUCAGUGAAGUUCCAUCAAGAAGUUAUCAUGAGAUUUAUCAAGCCUUUGAGAAGGGAAUGACUUCCAAGGAUAAGAAUAUUAAUCAGGUAAGUGAAGAGAUAAUCCGGCCACUGGUGGAUUCCGGUAUUGAUCGUAACGUUCUCGAUGUUCAUGUCAUUAAUGAAGAUAGCGAAAACAAAAGGGACAACAAAUCGGUCACCUCAAACUCACCUAAAACCUGUGAUUAUCCAACCAGCAGUGGAUCAGAAACUGAGCCUUGGAGGAAAAGAAACACUUCAGACAGAUCUAGUGGGCUACCACCAAUUGCUCCUUCAAGGGUCAAAUCUUUACCUCCAAUUUCUCGUAGAAACUCCAUGUCUGCUUUCGAUUACGAAAUGUUUAAAAUCGACAAUGAAGUCGGGUUGCUUAGAGAAAGGCUAAGGAUUAUACAUCAAGGAAGAGAAAAGCUUAACAUCCCUGCAGGUCCCAAGGAAAGGGAACAAUCUCAGAUGCAGAUGAAUGAAAACAUUGCAAAUCAACUUCGAGAGAUACGACAAUUAUCGGUACCCCGGAAGGCUUUGCGACAGGCAUCUUUGCCCUCUCCAUCCUCUAAGGUUAUGUCAAAGAAGAGACAUGGACAUGGUGCUCCUUUAGGAGCGAUGAAAAGCAUUUAAAGGAGAGAAUUGUACUCACAAUUUUCGGUAAACGAGAUGAGCUAGAUAAUUCGAUUGGUUGGAUCCAUUUGGUACCAUGCUGAUAUCUUCCGACGGCGCUUAUAUCUUCCGACGGCUUCGACUAUAACUUCCCCA
Molecule: messenger RNA, 1493 nt
Organism: Hibiscus syriacus
Lineage: Eukaryota; Viridiplantae; Streptophyta; Magnoliopsida; Malvales; Malvaceae
Exons: 5
Coding region: 324-1358 (344 amino acids)
Source: RefSeq, a predicted model, not a curated record